Vicia villosa (hairy vetch) is the source of this 1406-nucleotide messenger RNA. RefSeq names its product NEDD8-specific protease 1-like. Gene Ontology annotation, molecular function: deNEDDylase activity; cysteine-type peptidase activity. The transcript has 2 exons. NCBI's taxonomy places the organism in Eukaryota, Viridiplantae, Streptophyta, Magnoliopsida, Fabales, Fabaceae. Gene Ontology annotation, biological process: proteolysis. The record is from RefSeq and is a predicted model, not a curated record. The coding region runs from base 481 to 1188 and encodes 235 amino acids.
ACUCAAUCGAAAUAGUUCAUUCUUAAAAAACUUUUUUUUCCACCCACUUUCUCUUAAAAGUUUUACCCACUCAUUUGGUGUUUGUAAAUCCAAAACACUUGGUAGGAUUCUAAACGGACUGGCAUCGCUGUUCGUCUUCUCCAUAGCAGAUUCUCAACUGCACUCUAUCAUUUUGACGAUUCACUCUUUCGUGAAACAAUUUGGGGAAACUAAGUUGCUUAUGAUUUGGAUUUGAUGAUUUUUUUAUAGACGGUAAUUGGUAAAAAUGAAUGAAAGUUUAGAACACAUAUAUCUCAUGUGUGAAAUCCUUCUUAUAUUACUAAGUGUCGGUGUCGUGUUUCUGGCGUCUCUGCUUCACAGGCCGUGAGGAAUUUAUUUAUGAAAAUAAGUUGUUUUGAUUAGUUAUUCCUCAACUAGAGCACCGGAUAACAAUUACUGGAUUUGUUUAAAUUGUUUUCUUCAGGCUAGCGUCUUCGCAAGAUGAGUAAAUCAAAAGCAGAUGAGAAGAUUCUCAGCUACAAUGAUGUGGUGCUGAGACGAUCUGAUCUAGACAUCCUCGGUGGUCCAUAUUUUUUGAAUGAUCGAAUUAUCGAGUUUUAUCUGAGUUAUCUUUCGUCAUUCUAUCCCUCUUCGGAUAUCUUGUUGGUUCCACCAUCCAUUGCGUUUUGGGUAAUACAAUGUCCUUUUGCCGCGGCUUUAAAAGAUUUCUUAGAGCCUCUUCAUUUGUCUGAAAAGGAACUUGUUUUAUUUCCCGUCAAUGACAACGAAGACGUUAACACAGCGGAAGGUGGAUCGCAUUGGAGCUUACUUGCAUACUACCGCAAUGCGAAUCUAUUUGUUCACCAUGAUAGCUGCAGAAGCUUAAAUUCAGAACCUGCUAUGAAACUCUAUAAAGCUGUUGUAGAAUAUGUGGGAUUAUCUGAAUCAGGAUCCGAGGCCCGCUAUCUGGAAUGCACUGAUUCGCCUAAGCAAGUGAACGGUUAUGAUUGUGGCUUAUAUGUCACAGCCAUAGCAAGAGUGAUAUGCGACUGGCAUGUAAAUGGUAAAAAGACUGAUGCAAAUGAUUUGUGGUUCUCUGUCGUGAAGGAACGGGUUACUUCAUCUUCUGUUCACUGCAUGCGAACUGAGAUUCUAGUGUUGAUCAGAGAUCUAAUGGAAAAGCAUUCAGGCCAGCAUGCGCAAGAAUAAAACCGGGUUUCCACUAAUUCGAUUUUGAAGGCCUCUGAUUUAGUGUCUAGUCUAGUUUAGCAUAUUCAUGGUUGUUAGCAAGUGAAUACAUUUCUGCAUUUUUUUUCUUGGAACUGUGUACGAAAUUAGAUUUUCCUUUCACUUGAAUGUAGUGACAAGAUUUCUAUGUUACAAUGUGAUUAAUGUGAUAGAAUGUAGUACAGUCACAUUUUUAUCUA